AUGUCAAUUCUCAUUUUCCCUCCCUUUACAGUGCAUUCAGAAAACGUUGAACACGUCUGCUCCGAGUACCACUUUUAUUCCAAAAAUAAGAACUGGGAAGACGCCGAGCAAUACUGCAAGAGAAGAAGCUAUGAUGGUCUGGUCUCCAUGCAAACCGAGGGGGAAUGGUUGUAUUUUAAAAGCAUGACAACCAACAGAGAGCAAAAGGGAGCACUUCAAAAAACACGAUGGUUCAUCGGCUUACGGUACUUUUCGCAAAAAUGGUGCUGGGCAAAUGAUACAAAAGCCUGUAUAAACCUGAGAACAAAUGAAACAGGAUAUUGGCGUUGGUCUCGUGGAGAACCAAACAACCUUGAUAAUGAGCAUUGUGUUGAGAUGUACAAUGGCGGAGAAUACAACAACAUCAAUUGCUUACAAACAUUUGGCUACACAGGGUUCAUUUGUGAAAAAAAAACUGGUAUGUAAAAUCACACUAAAUAAUUGCAAAUUAAAUUGUUAGGGAGUUUCAUUUGACUGAGAACCUCAAUAAAGAAGCCCUCUGUUAAGCGGUCACUCAUCAAAUUCCCAGAAUUUGCUUGCCAUAUUCACCGUAAAUUUGACCGUCAUUAAGAAGUCAACUCAUUAAACGGACGCUAACGCCGUUCAAACUUAGAUAACAGUGCCGAUGUUUUGACACAACGUCGCAAGUUCACUUUCUUCAAACAGCUCAUAAAAGCAUAGAUAUAGGCAACGAACGAAAGGGGGAUUGGGCGCAUAAUCUUACAUGGGUGCGACCCAUUUAGCAAACGAAGCGCUCAAUGCAGCUCGCCAACGGCCAACAAAAUGCUGUCCGCUUUGGACUAAAGUAAAUCGUCUCCCUGUGAUAAGAACUUUUCAAUACUUCACAGACCUCUUUGGAAAGCUCAUGACUAAUAACUUAGCCAAACUCGAACAAACGUCAAGGCGACCCCAUUCUUGAAGUCGACAGUGUUCCCUGUUUUUCAAUUUUUUUUUCAAUUUUUCCACUAUAUACUAGAAUUUUGUAACGUUUACCCGGAGAACCGCUUCGUAGAGGUUUCCUAUAGAGGUUUGCCAGUAGUUCUGGAGUGGAAUUAGAACGAAACAUGAAAUUUGACGCUUUUAUAAAGAGGAUUACUCAAUUUCUUCAAAAUAUUUAAGAUGGCUCCGUCAUUAAUGCAGGUUACAUUGAACUAUGACGAACUUUUCGUCGCAGCUUUUUCGUUCUUAACGUAAUGGCUCCGAAACUUUACAAAGAACAACAGAUGUCACUCAGCUAAGAAAUAGUCCAAUUCUACUAGCUGGUUAGUAUUUUUUGCGAAAUUAGCCCUUAAAUAAACCCUACUGUUUAAAGAAAAUAGCGGCUGCCUCGAGUCACACAUUUUCCUGGAUAUUUUUUGGCUAAAUUUCUGUUAUCGGCCUUUGUUGAUAUAAAAAAUAUACCGGAGAAAUUUCAGAGAACCUUUAGGAGCAGAAGUACGUAACUAAAAUUCCAUCAAAAUUCAGCUUUCAAUCGCUUUGGAAACAGAAAACUUAUUAAUUGCCGGAACAAAGGCGUUCGGGGUUGCUUUGAAUCAAAAUCUAUAAGUUAACCUUGUUUAUGCGGACCCUGUGAGGGGACCAUAGAGGUAUCCCUUAUAAUGUCAAACUCAGAAAACCCGCGUGAACACCUGAAAAUUUUUAGUAAUGUUGAUUGUGACCAACACAUAACGUUCAGGACAGGCGAGCGAAAAUCAAAAUCACAAUUGCGGAAACCAAAUACCUUUGCUGUUUCCUGUACUUAGUUCUCUCACGCCUUAUUAGCUUUUUUUCUAACAACCGUGACAGUAAAGUAUCUCUGCUGUUUACGGUUUUGCUAGUUUCAGAGUAAGCCCAUAAAGCGGAGUGGGUUUCGAUUCAAGACAUCGCUCCAAAUAUCAAUUGGUCUCUAAAAACUUUUCGUCUCUCGCGGGUUAAUUUUGAUCUAUAGCAGUCUUGUAUUGUUUCAAAUCUACCCAUACCAUUUGUUUGAAUAUUUUCUAGCUUGUAGCAAGGUUUCUGGAAAGUACAUUUUCACAUAUCCUAAGACAACAGACAGGCCUUAUACGAUAGAGAACAAACGUCAGUACAGUGUGGCCAAGCCAUCAAUCUUCUUCAAGGAAUCAACAAUCCAAACGUAUCAGUCAACAGAUGGUAGUCAUGGUAAGAUUGCCUAAUCGUUUGCUGUUUGUAGAUUUUAUAUUAUUAUUUAACAGGUGUCAGGGGCACCCAACGUCAAUUUUCGGAAAAUAUCUGUUCGGAAGACGAUUUGAGAUCUAGAAUUUUCGGAACAUUUGUGGUAAAAUUUCUUGCUUGCCUGCCUCUCCUAGGAUUUUCGAACAUCUAAAAAAUGGUAUAAUCGCCCAUUUUUAACGGAUUUUUCCCCUAAAAAGGUCACAUAGAAUUUUCGGGAGCCUUUUUUCUGGCUGAAAUUUUCGAAAAGUUAAGUUUUGAUCCCUAUAAUUUUCGGAUCACUUUCAGCUAGUAAAUCCGAACAGAUGAAAAAUUUUUAGGGUAUAAAAAUAUGCCCAUAUCUACCGUUUAAAUACUAAGAUACGUUUAACAAUGCAAUGUUCAAAUGGUUUUGAACUAUAUUCUCGUUGGGUGCCCCAGAUCAUGUUUUUUUCAAAGUUCCCUCUUUCGUCAUUGAAAGCCCACUAGCUUUUUCGCUGGAAAUAUUCAGCAAUGUUUUCCCUAGUUACUUAGCAACAGUUCAGGCAACUAAAUGCUCCAAAAGUAGCUGUUAUCUCAAUUAUGCCUUUAUCAAAAUGUAAUUACUUGAUUCACUCAAAUAAGCCCUAUGACAAUCAUUGCGUUUUACUUUUGGUACGACACACAAUCGGGAGUAAAGCUUACAAUCAAGGGCCUCCUAUGAGCCAACUCAUGUGUAGAAUCUCUGGUAAAUUUUCAGCUCAAUAUGAUUAUGUCUCUGAUAAUAAGCCGUGUAAUUUUCCAUUAUUUCUUGUAUCUGAGCAACAUGAUUAUUUUACACGAAGUGCAUCUGCUCAGCAAUUACACAUUCCCCACUCAAGAAUUAAUAUUCGAAAGUUUUGCCCUACCGUCAUUGGAAAAUACUGUUGGAACGAUCUCCCCCUUUCUAUUCGCAAUAAAUCAUCGAAAAUGCUGUUCAAAAAGGCACUUAAAAAAUAUUAUCUUGCUCAAUAUUGACUUGUGUGCGUGUGUGUGUGCGUGCGUGAGUGUUUGUGUUUUAAUGAAUAACAAAACUACAAAAGAAUAAUGUCAAUCUUGUUAAAGGGCCAUGAUUAGUUUUACUAUAAUGUGCCCUUCUCCAUUCUAAUUUUCUUCUUUUAUUAUUAUUAUUAUUAUUAUUAUUAAGUACACGUAGUUUAAGCAACUUUGUACCAAUUGAUAUUGUACAACUAAUGUAUUAUUAAUAUUGUACAACUAUUGUAUUAUUGUACAACUAAUGUAUUAUAGGAUGGAGUAAAAAAUAAAAUACAAAAUACAAAUUUUCAGCUCGAUGGACACGGAUUGAAACCCAAGAGAAAGUACUUAAAUUAAUAUGGCCAACCUACCUGCUUACCAUCCCCAUACAUCAUGUUACACUGCACAAAGUUUCAUUUGAAACUCCGCUCAAUGUAAAACCUACAAGAAGUAUCUUAUAUCAUGAAUUGCUCAUACUGGACAAAUAUUUUCUAUGAAAAAAAUUCGAAAAUCGCAGAAUCCACACUCAAAAAUAGUCCAAAACUGUAAUAACACGCACACAAGGGAUAGCACUUCACCAAGAGAGGAUAAAGGGGACAGAGAAGGCAUCCCCCAUACACACCCUAUUCCAUAGGUAAUUCGUCUCGAGUUAUUUUUAAGACCAAUAGAUCCCAAGGGGGAUUAAACAACAGCCAAUCACAUAGCGCGAAUGUAUUCGGCGUGGAUGACCCACGCUCAGAGCCACGCGUCCUUCACGAAUUGACGCAGAAAAAAAUUGCGGAAGACGUGGAGAGCGAUAUUGCUCUUUGUUUUGCCGACGAAAACGACUAAAAAGAGUUUUCUGCUAAAGCUGUGUCAGCGAAACGGAAAUUUAAAAAGAAUCGUCCUUCCUCUCUUGUAUAGAGCUAACAGUACAGCAGGGAAAUCCUUAACACGCUGAAUAUUCUCUCAGGAUCAUUUAUAAUUUACAGUUUGAAGAGAGCAAUUUCUGGUUUGAUAUUUAUUCUUUUAUUAGUCUUUUAUUAUUCAACAAAAGUAACACUUGGCGUCCUAUAAUAAUGAUAAUAAUAAUUUAAUAACUUUUAGAGCGCUAUUUACAUUCACUGAUCAACAGCGUUUAACAAAUUAAAAAAACUACAAUAAAAUUCAAAUUUGUAAAACUAAUUACAUGUACAUAAAUAUUUCUUGCUACUUGCUUUAUUGUACAAACGACCGUUUUCAAUAGACCGGCGAAAUUUCUUAUUUUAUUAAAGCACUGAGGUUACGAUAACUUCCAGUUAAACUGAUUUCACGGGUUGUCAAAGAGUCGAGCGAUUCCCUUUUCUCAGGUGAGCGACGACUCAUUUCGCUUCAAUAUUCAGAAAUGCUCUUGAUUUCUUUACGCUUUCAUUGCCUUUCGCCCGACAUGUUUUGCAUGGCGCUUAGUCAUGCGAAACCUCCACGAAAAAUCCACGCAGCGCGCGAGGUAACUUUAUCCCGAUUCUAAAAAUAACUCGAGACGAAUUACCUAUGGAAUAGGGUGUGUAUGGGGGAUGCCUUCUCUGUCCCCUUUAUCCUCUCUUGCACUUCACUAAACACGAUGGGCACUCCCUCAGUAUAGGUCGUUCAGUUGCACAGGAAAUUCAUCAUUUAUAAUUGAAUGGAACAAUGAGCCUACUGCAAAACCUGGCUUAGUAGCUAUAAGAGGCUCUACUUGUAUUCUAACCGGCGACGAAAGUCCUUUUUAAAUCAUUUUAGAAGACUUUUGUGUCACGCACAUCUCCUUUCUGAGGUCAACUUCUGCCAAGUGAACGUUUCAACGUGGAGUAAAGCGCCUUACCAGGGUCGGAUUCGGGUAUCAAAUUCGUUGUCUGAACAACUAACUACCUUUGCUUGGCGGAAGCUUUCCAUCACAAAAAGUGACAAUAGCAAGCCACAGCACAAACCGCCACUACACUUCGUUUUCCUGCCAUUCAAUAAUAGGUAAAUUCGUUGAAAAUACCCAGCGUUUAAACUAAAUGACAGUAAGUGACGAACGCAUAUGAAUGUUUAAAUAAAAUGUAAAAGACCUUUUAAAGAAAACGACUUCUAAAAUAAGUUUAAAAUAUAAUUAUAACGCCAUAAUUGUGAGUCCAACUACAAAAGAAGAAACACAUGUACUCAGUCAAAUAUAAAACUCACCACAUAGCCACUGUUAUUAUACACUGAAAUAACAAAUAAGCACUGAGAAAAUCUCAAGACUACAGAAUGUUGUUUUCUCCAUUCUUAUUUUCACAGGACCAUCAAGUUUCAGGGCCACUAAUACAAAAAGUUCUAAGCAAGGUAAAUUUGUAGACAAGUCAAAUGCAAUUGUUUAUAGAAUGUGAAAGCCUUUUAAAGAAAAAGUAUUAUGUCUAUAUAUAAUGUAUAAAAUAAAGAGCUUUCUAGAGAAAUGCUAGAGAAAAAGAAACAGGGACAUGACCCCUUCAUGCUAUGAUAUAAAUAAGAGAAGGAACCUCAAAAGAUCUGGUACUACUACUGCUAUUUUUUCCUUAUUCAUUUUUUACAGAAUCCCCAAGUUCCAAGGCCACUACAAAACGUUCUACGCAAGGUAAAUUCGAAGACCCUUAGACCCAUGAACAAUAAAACAAAUUGAAACAAUUUAUCAAAUAGAUUUCCAGGUUGUUUUUUUGGAUUGAAUUAGUUUUCAAUUAUCAAAAAAGACAAGUGAACAUGUACGGUUGAAAUAACAGUGGAGGUUGUACUGAGUAAAGAACGUGUGAAAGGUAUACCAUAGACAACUUUUAACCUGUAAACGAAUUUCAUUUAGUAGCUGUGAGCCACUCAGUACUCAAAACGAGUUUGGGAAGCCGUUCCUUUAACCCUUUCACUGCCAGAGCGUUUGAUAGAGUUUUGCAAAGUGACUCUAACUUUUGAGUCUGUGGACGAAAUCCUAUGCUGUGACCAUUCAAGUGAAAGCUCUCUGCCUGUACUUUCACAUCAUAUUAUAAUUUAUUUCUCAAAAUUUUAGAGAACGAAAUUUGCCUUUGGCCACAUUUGGCAGUGAAAGGGUUAAGGAGAAGACGACUAAUGCAUCCACAUCCAAUUGUGACAAUAGAAGUACAUUGUUGUAAAAGGAUACACUUUCCAUAGUGAAGGACCCUGGUUUCUUAACUUGCAGAGAACCUACUACCAGAAAAAGUCGAGUUUCCUUCUGAUCGCCCCAGUAAGGGAGCAAAUAUCACUUUCAUCGUGUCCACAGCUCUAGCUGGGUUGCUGGUGGUCCUGCUAAUCGUCUUAGGAUUCAUUCUUUGGCGAAGGAGAUUCCAUAAAAACAAAGGUAAAAAAGAUCCUGUAAACUUCGAAUAUUCCAGUGCUCUUGAUCAGUAGGACUUAACGUGUCACUCUUGUUAAAAACGGCUUUAUGUAAUACAAUAUUUAAUCUACAUAAAGGCUAAUAAGUGUCUGUCUGAACUUGAUAAACAGUGCCCAAUGGGUUUUUGCUUGAACGCUGGCACCGCCCAUGUUAAGCUUGGCUAGCCGGAACAAAUGAAGGGGGCUAACUGACUAGCCCGCGGAUAGUGGGAGGCUGCCUGCUCUGUGUCAAAAAGUAGAGGGGUGGAGAGGGAGCUUUUGACACAUUGAUUAGCGUUUUUAGUGAGAGAGCGGUGCAAAGUCAAAAUUGUCCCUCCCAACGAGAAUUGUAUUGUCAAUAUCAUAGCUCUGGGGGAGGGAUUGUCUGUCAUCGGUGGAGAGGGUGAGUACUUGGUUUGUGGACUUGGCUCUCUAAGAGACUGCAGGCACCUUAUAUUUGCACCAAAACAAGUAAGACAAUAGGCCAUUUCCGAGUUCCCCCGGGCCUCUGCAUGAAAACGAGGUUAAGUGCUCAGCCUUUCAUAUGAAAUGAUUUUUCAUUCUCAUGCAAAUAAAACUCAUUUUCACAAGAAAGGUUCUACACUUAGCCUCAUUUUGAAAGUGAGGGUUUUUUUUAACUCGGAAGUAGCCUAUUGAUCAGGCAUAUUGUACAAAUUUUUCACUUCCUUUUUUUGUUACUCCUUUCUACAUUAAAUCCUUAAUUGUAUUUUCUUCCCUCCUUCUUCCUUCCUUAAUACUUAACAGCUCCCUGUCAUCUUUGCUUUCUCUGUCCUUGCCCUUUAUGUUUCCCUAGAAUAGUCCGGUAUUUUUUGUACUGAGAAAACGAAUUACACAACUCUAGCUCUUUAGGCCAUAAUUUUCGGGUUCCGUCGUGUUGCAGUAUUUUCCAACAUUAAAGGAUGCACUUGCGUCGGUUUACUAUUUCAAAUUCAUCUUCUAGAUUUUUCGGCUCCAUACACCCGCAACGUUAUUCAUUUUGAGUUCGCUUGAGUAAAAAGAAUCCGAUGUUUCGAAAGGGGUCCUCUUAUAGGCUUAAUAGAUUUUUCACUGGCUAUUCUGGUUUAUUGUAUUGUUAACUGUAAUUCGAACUCAAGAAAGAAAGAGUCGCGGGAUACUCAUCGCAUUUUAAUCAUUUUUUGUUGCAGGGGAUCGGCAAGAAAGUCAUGAGGUUGACAACAUCGAACGAGAGCCAUCUGUACCAAGGCAAACCUUGUGCGAUGAGACCGAUUUUCUUCCGAACGCCGGUUCUAGUUCUCUACCGGAUGAGAUGACAAUAGAAGGGCCUCACCUCUACGCAGUUAUCGACAAGACUGGUAAUAAAGACGGUCAUAGCUCAAGCAACAUGCCUUGCCAAACGAUGCCACACAGUGACGAACAUGUCGUCACAUUGUGCCCGACAUUGGAACCUUUGUUGAAGGCCAAAGAACACAUUUAUGUAAAUACAACACAGGAAGACUCGAAACGAAAGCCACCGUUAUACCCCACGCCAUAUUGUGUAAGAUACAAGAGGCCCAAGGAGCAUUCAGACGACACAGAUAGGAAAAAGGAGAACGUGUAUGCGGUUGUUGACAAAAACAGGGCCAAGAAAACUAACGAUGAGGUAAUUGCAGAGUUAUGUUUCGUAGUAAUGUGCAAUUGUAUUUCCAUGGAAUUUGACCUGGGAAAAUUUAUCAAGAGGUAUCCAAUCUAUCUAUUCACAGAUAUCUUGGAAUAAUUAUUCAUGUGGCUAGAAAGACUUUGUACACUCGGGGACAUUCUCCAAUAAUAAAUUACUACACAUGUAGAGCAGUAUUCGUCAAAUAAACUACUAUGUAGAGAGACUGCUAGUCAAGAAUGACUUUAUCUAACAAACGCAGUUUUAAACACUAACUGUUAUUGUGUUACUGCCAGUAAAAAUUCACAAAAGUUCUAAACUUCCGUCUUGUAUAAUGCUGAAUUACAAGAAGUGCCAUGUGAAAACACUGCCAACAAGGUUUUAUAUGAAUGGUACCCUGUGAACAGGCUCUCUGUUUGGGGGAAAAAAUAGCAAGGAAAGGGAAGGGACAAACCUAAACGUGCACUAUCGAAGAUGAACUUAACAUGGAUGGAUCGAUGGAGGUAAGCAUGUUUUAGCCAUGUUUUUAAACAAGGAAUUAAUUUGAAUGAAUAAUAAAACAAUUAUUGAAUUCGGCUUUCGUAUCACAUAAGGAAUUAUGGAGAUCUGCAAGGGUGUUAUCCGUCGAGGUCGUAACACCCUACUCGAUCUCCAUAAUUCUUAAUAAGAUACUCAGCCUCAUUCAUUAAUUGCUAAUUUAUUACCAAGUGAAGUGCUCACCUCACGGCGGCAACAAAUUAUUUUUUUCGUCUUUCUUAAAAUCAGUGGAAUAUUUAAAAUCCAUAGCACGUGUAGGCAGCCUUAGCGCGCUAGUGUUCUUUAAUUCGUUUCCAAACCGAAGACUACGGUGUAUAACUAUUCAGAUGAAAACGAAAUGAAAAUUUAUUUUCAUGUGAAAAGUUCACUAUACCGUAUUUAUUCGAUUGAACACCGCCCUCGAUCAAACGUCGCAGAUGCAUGGAAACAAAAUUACCAAUAAACGUCUCCCUUGAAUAAACGCUCUAUUGGGCGUAAUCAACCGAUAAAUGAAAGUCAAUUUUACAAGGUAAAAAGAUUGAAAACCUAAACUUUCGUGCGCUACGUUAUCCUAUAACCUGUCUGGCAAUAGAGAGGAGAAGUGUGACGUCUCGUUACUACGGUGUACUACUUCUGGAUGACAACAAAACCAACGACGACGACGACAGCAAGGACAACGGCAAAAAAUAAUAUGUUUAUAUCAACAAACAACAACUUUCCACGUGAAUCACGCUAUUUUGUGCAUAUCCGUGCCGUCGUUGCACCACUACGACAUAAAACGACAGAUGCGGUCCCAAAGAAAAUUCCGCCAACAUUUGCCAAAUUAAAUGAAAUUAAACAAGAUCGGUGAGGUUUGAAAUAGUGCGAAUAGACUUUAAAGUGACUUUAUCGGUUUUUUGUCAUCCAAAAAUUUUGCUACCAUGGCAACGUGACGUAACGUGACGUGACCUGUUUUCUUUCCAUCACAGACUUGUGGUCUUGUGUAUACAGAACUUGAAUUGUAG
Molecule: messenger RNA, 9627 nt
Organism: Porites lobata
Lineage: Eukaryota; Metazoa; Cnidaria; Anthozoa; Scleractinia; Poritidae
Source: the annotation of a GenBank genome assembly